This is a messenger RNA of Chrysemys picta bellii (western painted turtle), 3921 nucleotides long. RefSeq names its product protein FAM163A. The record is from RefSeq and is a predicted model, not a curated record. Lineage: Eukaryota; Metazoa; Chordata; Testudines; Emydidae.
UAUAUAAGCCCUGUUACUCAGCAUGGGGAAGGAGUUGAAGUGGUGGAAGGAUCUAGAGAGGAGCUUUCUGAUAAGAGAGCUAGUGAAGCAUUGGGCCCGAAAAGGGAACAGUGGGAAAAAGCCUGCCUGGAGGCCAGGGAGGGGCCAAGCAAGAAAUAAAGGUGGAAGGUAGUAGAGCAGUGGUAAGGGCUAGUGGUCCAGUGAUGUUACUAGCCCUUGCUUGGGACCUGAGGCUAGGGGCUUCCACAGAGGGAGGAAGGACUCUCCUCUUCACACCUGCUGUGUCAGGGUAAGGAGCUCUGACCGGGUGAGGGCAGAAGGGCUCUUGAUUGAACCUGUAGAGAGUGGAUGAUGAUUAGUGAAGCUCAUGGGGGUCAGAUUCCUGAGAAGUUACACCCCUGUGUCAAUGGGGUAACUAGAAGUCUGUAGCCUGCCAGGAGAUGGCAGAGGGAUGGUGCACUCUGAGGAGGGCAGCCCUGUGCUGUUAAGCUGAGAGAGGCUGGAGGAUGACUGUCUGACUUCACUUGGACUCUGCUGAUCCCUGGAAGGGGGAAGACCCCUCGAGAGACUUGAUUGGAGCGCUGAACCCAAAUCACCCCUGCACUGGGGGAGACUGCAAACCACCACCAGGCAGAGAGGCAUGGACUUGUGAUGCGAUGCUGUAGAGGGACAAUCCACGUGUGGCCAUGUGGAACUUCCUGCUCCAGUCAUCUCCUCUCAGGCCCAUGUGACUGGCACCAUUUCAGCCAUUUUCAGUGUCCAACGCACCCUUCAGUGAACAGUUUGAUGGAGAAUCGGUCGGAUGACAGCAGGAACUGUUGUUAUCACCGGCGGAAUACUAGCAACCGUGAUCCUACUGUGUAUUAUUGCGGUGCUCUGUUAUUGUAGGCUACAGUAUUAUUGCUGCAAGAAAGAUGAAUCUGCUGAGGAAGAGGAGGAGGAGGAGGAGGAGCCUGACCUUCCCACUCACUCAUACCUUACAACCUGCAAUGCCUGCAACUCUCGCAUCGUGGAUGGGCAGGGCAGCCCAGCACCACCACCCCACGAAUUUAACCAGCAGGGUGCUCGGAACUACUGCCCUACCUGUUCCCCCUACGGCUCGCCCUUUUACAUACGGACCGCUGACAUGGUGCGGAAUGGCGGUGAGAGGAUCACCUACACGCCCGCGUGCUACAAGGAAAUGGGGCCACCCAUCAAAAUGGCAACCCUCCAGAGUUACCCGAUGACCCGCCAUGGCAUCGUCCACGAGACCUUUCCAAACCCGAGGGCUAUUAGUACAGACGUGUAAUCAGCAUUGUCACUGUCUCACAGGGUGCACCAAUGAGAUGGCCAUCGAGGGGUGGGGGCUCCAUUUAUUUCAGUGGGGUUUCUUGCAAAGGAGAGGAACCCUUGAACGAACAUCAACAGCUAAGUCAGAGACCCAGCGUGGUCCUGAUGUUGAUCUGUCCAGAUCACUGUAAGCUUUCAUGGGACAGUUGAAUGAACAGCUUGAACGUGGUGAUUUCUGAACCUAUCACAAGUGUAAUUAUUAUUCCACUGUAUCUACGGAAGGGACUUGUCUAACGAGGGCUAUGUACAGUACGGACUAACUUAAUUAUCAAGACACUUGUGACUCUCCUUAUUCCCUUGAGUCCUUAAUGAGGUCUUUGGUGUCUACACUAAGCAAAUCCUACUUGUCACUUUCCAAGGCAAUACCACUGGCCUCCAGUAUGGAUGAACUGAGCACAUUCAGCAAGAGCAAGACGUCAUUCUGGGAGCUGUCGGCUCCAGCAAUGGCUGCAUUAGAAAGGAGGAAGAGAGAGAGGGUGAAGUCCAGCCACUCUUGCUUGAUGAAAGCUAAUGGAGAAGCAAAUAAACAAAUAGUUUGAUCAUUUUGUUCCCUUUGUAUCACAUUAGUUGCAAUUGAAUGCUAGUGUCUGUGUUAGAAUGUAAAAUAGGAUAACCUCUCCCUGGCUACUUUAGAUAAUUAUGAGGGGGAGAAAAGGGGACUAGUGAAAUUACUGAUAUAUGCUAACAAUGCAGAUGCUGCUGCUGCCAAAAAACAAAAACCUUUAAUCUUCACAGGCUUUUUUAGGAGUGAUUUAAUUUAGAGGCAUAAAAAGCGCAAGGUUUUAUUGAAAGGAAAAAUUGCAUAUUAAAGAAUGAAAGCUUUGAUCUUCUGCAGUGUGCAAAGCUCUGAAAGGCCCACUGCCAUCUUCUGGGAAACUGAGAAAUAGUCCGUUUAGGACUAAUUCUGCUUACAAUAGCAAUAGGGAUGGAAAAAUCCUACUAGACCAUGACCUUGGGGUCAUGACCACCAGUGAGGGGAAUCACACAGACAGGUCUUUAGGGGGCUCAUGAUUGCCUUUCCUUUCUUUGGGGCUAGAUUGGAAGUCCAAGCCUACUUUCUGGGGUAAUAUGGGGUCACCACAUGAAAAAUGUUGACAGCCACUGAGCUAGACCAUCCAGUCCACCUCUCUGCAAAAUGGACAUGGAGAUUAUUUUUUACUCCAGUACCAAACUAGGUCAAAAUUACUAAAAAGGCGCAUCUGUCAUUCUGAUACAUUUCCAUAGCCACCAGCUGCAGGGUCCCGAGAGUGCAGGUGGAGAGUACAAAUUGGUUGCAGAUGAACAUAUAAAGCUAAGUUCCUCCUGCCACACAAAUUUCCUUAGUGAUGAUAGCUAGAGUAUGUUUAACACACGGCCGUGAUAUUUAGGCAGAAUUAUUUAGAACUAUAAAUUGUGAUAGAGGAAAUAGUCUAAAUCCAUGAAAGGUGCUGGACUGACUGACAGCCUUUAUAUUCUUUGUUUAGCCACAGCUGAGGCAUGACGUGGUGCAGGAUCCACAUUAGCAGGUGAGAGUUCAGUCUUCAGGCCCAUUCACUCUUUGGCGUCCCUGCUGAGACUGCCAGUGAGGGAGCAGAUUAGUGCCAAAUGUGAUGGUGGUGCAUGUGACGUGAGUGUCUCUCCAUCAGGAACCAACCCGUUUGGUGUAGACCAUUGAACGGCCACUGGUCGCCUGCUGGUCUGUAUUUGAACCAAGACCUUAAAACUGAAAGACUUUGCAUCCUGAUACUCCCUGGCCCUUAAGCCAUCCCGUCCUCACUGCGACCCCUAAAUAGAAUAUUCUCCAGUUCUCCCUCAUAUGGCAGUUGCCUCUUAAGUGUCUUCUUAACAACCCUGGGAGAAAAAAACAGCUAAUGGUGGGAGGGCGGUAGUAGCAACAAAGGCCUCUGACCCCAAGUGUUCAAUAGCCCAUUGCUCCUAUUGGCUUCCUAUCCCAACCAGCAAACUCCCCUGGUGAUACAGUGUCUGACAGGGUUUUCCUUGGUCUAACUCAACAAGUUCUAUCCUUUCAUAUGCUAGUACCUGCUUUAGCUAGCCUCCAGCCUGAACUUAACCCCCACAAGACCUGCGGUGGUCAAAGUGCAGCCCAUGGGCUAGACAAAGCACAAAGCUCUGCCUCUUUAAUAUGAAGGGACGGCCCAAGGAGACUAUGCUACCUCUUCCCAGUGAAGGUUGCUGGGAUCAAGGUGGUGCAUUAUAUGACAGGCUGUAGGCUCUGUGGGUCACACCUCUGUUAAAAGGGAAGACAGCUGUAGUUUGCUCCAUUGAACACACAUUAAAUGUGACCCUUAGGCUUCUAGCAGGCUCAUGUGGCCCUGAGUGAGGCAAAGUGGUCUGAGAUUGGUAGUACACCGCAGCUGAAGACCGCCAUCACACAUGAAAUACUAAACACAUUUUGCACGUGUGCUGGAAUAUGUGGAUAAGUACAAAAUAUACACAACACAAGUGGGAGCCCAAACUGUAGCUUCAGACCUGCUAAGGGGUGAGGGAAGGAACAGGGAAGUCAGACUUUUCUACUUGUUGCUCUACAUCUUUGUUGCUCAGCUGUGAAUACAGAGUGAAUGUCAGAAAUAAAUGAGGACUUUGAACUAUAAA